AUGAGCGAAAGUGCUAACUGGAACUCGAAUGGUCAUGAGGAAAAGCCCCAAAUAUUAAAAAAAUACUGUUUUGUAUGUCUAUGUAGUGAUGAGGAGAAGAAUCUACAGAAAUAUGUAUUUCAAUGCUGUUCCUUGAAAGAAGUUUUACAGAUGGACAGCAUGAUGCUGUGUUACCUCUGUAGACGAAUGGCUCAGUAUGCUGAAACCUUUACUCAGAGUGUGCAAAGUAAUCAGUUGUUACUGGAGAACUUUCAAAAUAUAAUGGAUGAGACGUUAAAAUCAGUACGAACACAGACACACCCUCUAGUCAAUUUAUCUUCUGUGUCAUUAAAUGUCAUAGAUGUCACCGAGAAGGACGGGUCAGGACUUGAGGAGUCCUUCUCCGUUGUGUGUUCUAGAAGUAGAGGUAGUGUGCAGAUCAAAGUGGAGAUGAAAGAAGAAGAGUUCAUGGAGCAAUUAGAGGGAGAUUUUGUUGGCGGUGAUGAUUACCAAGAACCAUUUGUUAAAGAUGAAGACGACGCAUUUACUCUAGAUACUUCUUUGAAAGAAGAAUUAGAACUAGAAGACAUUGAUGGCUUAAACCUUAUGGCCCUUAAAACGACGCUUAAGAAGAAUAAGAAAAAGGCUAAAAUCAAAAGAGAAGAUGAUUUUCCAGGCAACACUAAGAUACAAAGAAUUUACAUAACUCGGGAACAGUGUUUAGAAGAAAAAGCGAAAAUGUUACAGGACCCCAAGUACAUAGACGCAGCCUUUAAAUGUGAUGACUGCGCCAAACACUUUACUUUUAAAGAAAUCUAUGAAAAACAUAUGGAGAAACAUAGUCAGAGUAUAGGAGACUACGAGUGCGACAUUUGCAAGCUAAGAAUGGAAUCCAAAGAUAAAUUAGCUGGCCAUAUGAAAUAUCACACAAACCGCUACAAAUGUCUAGAAUGUGGUCUAACUCGAACCUGUAGGCGAACCAUGCUGGACCACGUCUCCGCAUACCACAGCGAGGGAGUCUUCCAUUUGUGUCCUUAUUGCAGCAAGAGUUUCAAACGCCAGUCGUCAAUACGUAAGCACGUAGUGCAGAUGCAUCGUACUCGCGCGCGCGUCGCGUGUCCGCACUGCCAUCGCACCUACAAGGAUAACAAUGCAUUGCGCACGCAUAUGUUACUAAAACAUGCCAAAGAGAUAUCAGCUCGUGAGAUUAGCAAGAAGUAUGCGUGCCAGGAAUGUGGCACGGCGUUCAAGACACCUUCGCAGUUGAAGAUACAUGGACUCAAGCAUACUGACUCUAGGGACUAUUAUUGCGUUGAAUGUGAUAAGAGUUUCAAAUCGGAUGCCACAUUGAAGACUCAUUUAAAGACUACAGCUAUACAUACCAGUAAUUUAGAGUUACCGUUAGCAUGUCAACAUUGCGAUAAGCGUUUUGCGAUCCGUCGCGACCUGGAGCGACAUACGAACAGAAUACAUCUUAAUGUCAAGCCGUUCUCCUGUGACAAGUGUGAUAAGAAUUACGUGGACUCAUGGUCCCUGAAACAACACCAGUUGAUAAUCCACGAAGGGUACAAGCGACCUCUGGCGUUCCCGUGUUCCAUGUGUGAUAAGAUCUUUGAUCGAAAACAAGUAUUGAAAGCUCAUAUUCGAACGCACACCGGCGAGCGUCCGUACCAGUGCAGCAAGUGUCCAGCACAGUUCAGUCAGUCCAGCAUACUACGGACCCACGAUAGAUUAAUACACCUUAAACUAACUAGAGAUGGAAGACCUAAGGUCAAAUGA
Spodoptera littoralis (African cotton leafworm) is the source of this 1758-nucleotide messenger RNA. The record is from the annotation of a GenBank genome assembly. NCBI's taxonomy places the organism in Eukaryota, Metazoa, Arthropoda, Insecta, Lepidoptera, Noctuidae.